UCGUGGGCGACGUAUAAAGUCGCAGACGGUACGCAUCCGCGCCUCAGUCGGCGGCCGUGCCUCCUGUAUUCGCGCGUGCCGUCGUAUCUAUCGGAAUCCUUCGCGAGACGAGGCACAGUGGAUCUCUUUUCUUAAAGAAAAAUCGAAAUUCUGUUUCCUCUCUUGUCUUGAAAAUUUCACCGCGAAAGUCUGAUUCACUCGCGCAGAGUGAAUCGCAAAACGCGUCAGGAUGCGAAUCCUGAUUGUCCUGAUCCUCGGGCUAUUAAUUGUCUACGCCGUCGACGGUAGCAUCGUGCCUGAUGAUGACUUGACUGCGAGCCUGCAAGAUAUGUGGUUCGAAGAUGAAUUUAUUAUCGUCUUGUCCAACAUAAGAGUUAAGAAGAAAUCCGGCUCGACCAAUUCGAUCGAGACUAUAUUGGCCGUGAAGUAUAAACAGACGAAAACCAAAAUGCUCCUCAUACUUGAUCGACGAACGAAACGCGUUGUACUCGAGAGUCUCGACGAGAACGGCCGACGUAGCGCAGCGCAUGUCAACGUGGACUCUCUCACGGUGAACACGCCUCUGAAGAGCCUGAUUAUCCUGGUGCAUCAGCUGAAACUGAAUCCCCGCAUGGACGUUUACGUCGAUUGCAUCUUCGAGGGCUCCAUCCCGCUCAAGCAGUCUUUCCGUGACAUAGCCGAGCUCGAAGACAGCCCGUCCGUGGAAGUGUUCAGAGAACGAAAAUGCCAGGCGAAAGUGUAUAAAUCCAAUAUCAUGGAGGCGCUGAAGAAGGAACAAUGUCCCGAUAAUCUAAUUGAUAUGAAGCAGCCUUCGAUAUUCGACACGAAAACUAAUCCUACAGAUAAAUCUGACGGGACCGACGAUGGCGACGAAUCGAGUACAUCGGACAAUUCUACGCCAUUCAUUGACACAAAACGUCCCAAUCAUCAUCCGGAUGACAAGAAACUUUUAAAUAAGAAGGGUCAUCUGAAUGAUCGCGACCAACAAAAGAGGAAAGAUCCACGACAUCCAGGAAGCAAUAAUAAGGAUCCAUAUGAUCCAAACGGGUCUUUCUCGCAACCUGACCAAUCGACUGAAACAGACAAUGAACCUUAUCUUACUAAAUCGAAAAAACCGCAUCCAUUAGGAAUGGGACCCAACGGCUUGAGUCAACGUGGCCCCAAUAAAUCUAGACAAUCAAAGGAGACGGACGAUCUUGACUAUCCAGACGAGUCUUUACCGUUAACUUCGCAGUCUAACAAAGGGCAUAGUCCUACUAAUCAUCAAAUAGGGUCUGGUGGAUCUCCGAAUAAUUUUAAACGACCUGGUCGAAGUCCAGAUCGUACAGGAGUAUCCAAUUUGUACAAUCCGGAUGACAUAGACAUACCUCUCAAGAGACCGCCUAGAAGAGGCGACAUUGGAAUCCAGAGUCUGGAUGAGAGAGUCUGCCAGACCGACGAUCGAAUCGUGAAAACCUUGAAUGAAUUAAUCAACGCCACCAGGCAACUCUGGAGGGAGGUGGAACUUAAUAGGGAGGAAACCCGACAGCUUCGUCAAUUAAUCGAAAACGGCUUGGCGUGUCGUACACCCAUCGUGACACCACUGCCGCUGCUCACGUGCGAUCCUUCACCAUGCUACCCCGGCGUCGAUUGCCGCGACACCCCGAGGGGACCCCAGUGCGGCCCCUGUAUCCGCGGUUAUACCGGAAAUGGACAGGUCUGCACCAAACUCGUCAACGUCAUCACCUGCUUCGACCGGCCGUGCUACCAGGGAGUGCGGUGCUACGAUCUCAGCAGCGGUUACAAAUGCGGUAGAUGUCCAAGCGGAUACAUCGGCGAUGGCGAAAGAUGCGACAGGCAUAGAAACCCUUGCGAAACUAAUCCUUGUCAUCCGGAAGUCAAGUGCUAUCCAACUUACAGUCCUCCAUUUUUCAAAUGCGGUCCAUGUCCACUGGGAUAUGUGGGUAACGGCACAGUCUGCCAGGACGAGAACGAAUGCGAGCUGAGCCGGCCCUGUCAUCCCGGAGUACGAUGCAUCAAUCUCCAUCCCGGAUACAGAUGUGAUAGAUGUCCACCAGGUUACACCGGACCGAUGACAGAAGGUGUCGGUGUCGAGAUGGCUAGAAAGCAAAAACAGAUCUGUCAGGAUAUAAACGAGUGCGACAUCAACAACGGCGGAUGCCACCCCUAUUCGGAAUGUAUCAACACGAAGGGAUCCUAUAGAUGUGGUCCAUGUAAAAGCGGCUACAUCGGUAAUCAAACAGUGGGAUGUCAUAUUCAGCAAGAUCUCUGCCCGGAUAUGGUAACAGUUUGUGACGUCAAUGCCUAUUGCAUCGCUGUGUAUACUAAUGAAUACUCAUGCAAGUGUCGCGUCGGUUGGGCCGGAAAUGGAUUUAUGUGCGGUCCUGACAGCGACAGUGACGGUAUCCCGGAUACAGCUUUGCGCUGUCACGACAAUCGCUGUCAUGCCGACAAUUGUCAAACGGUGCCAAACACCGGACAGGAGGAUAUUGAUGAAGAUGGAGUUGGCAAUGCUUGCGACAAUGACACCGAUAAUGACGGCGUAUUGGACGAACUCGACAAUUGUGUGUACCAGUAUAAUCCGAAUCAACUGGACUCGGACAAUGACAAAAUCGGCGACGUGUGCGACAAUUGUCCCUUGCAGUAUAACAAUCGUCAGGAAGAUCUCGAUCGCGACGGGGUAGGCGACGCUUGCGACAAUGAUCUAGACAAUGAUGGUAUCCUCGAUACCAACGACAAUUGUCCCAAGGUAAAAAAUCUUAAUCAACGCGACAGCGAUUCGGACGGCGUCGGCGAUGCUUGUGACAAUUGUCCAGGCAUCACCAAUCCUGACCAGGCGGACAAUGACGGCGACGGUGUCGGAAAUGCCUGCGACACUAAUGCGGACCGCGACAGGGACGGUGUCCAGGACGAUAGGGAUAAUUGUCCGAACGUGCCGAAUUCCGGACAGAACGAUGCCGACCACGAUGGCAUCGGCGACGAGUGCGACGAUGACCUCGAUGGCGAUGGUAUACGAAAUGGAAUCGACAACUGUCCUUACGUGUACAAUCCGGAUCAGCGUGACAUCAAUCACGACGGUAUCGGCGAUAUAUGUUGGAAUGACAACGAUAACGACACGGUUAUCAACACCCGCGACAACUGUCCCAACAAUAGUUUAAUAUGGGCGACGGACUUCCGGAGAUACACGACCAUUGCUCUCGAUCCGUUCGGUACCUCGCAGAUGGAUCCUGUAUGGGAAAUUCAUAACGAUGGAGCUGAAAUUAAACAGCUUCUCAACAGCGAUCCUGGAAUCGCUAUAGGGCCAGAUGUGUUUAAUGGCGUUGACUUCGAAGGGACCUUCUACAUCGAUGACAAAGAUUACGACGACGAUUUCGUAGGCUUCGUCUUUUCCUAUCAGGAUAAUCGACAUUUCUAUAUUGUUUGCUGGAAGAGAGCCGGCCAAGUCUACUGGGUGCCAACGCCAUUCCGCGCCGAAGCCGAUCCCGGGAUUGUGUUGAAGCUCGUUCAAUCGGAAACCGGACCGGGCGAGAUGCUCAGAAACAGUCUCUGGCACAAGAGUGAUACGCCCAAUCAGGUGAAGAUUCUCUGGACAGAUCCGAAGAAAAUGGGCUAUCAGCAAAGAAUGUCGUACAGGUGGCAUUUGUUGCACAGGCCGAAGAUCGGCCUGAUCAGAUUCUGGCUGUAUCAGGGUUCGCAGCUGGUGACCGAUUCCGGAAAUCUGUUCGAUUCGACUUUGCAGGGCGGUAAACUAGGUGUUUACUGCUUCUCUCAGAUGGAGAUCACCUGGUCCGAUUUAUUGUACAAGUGUGCAGAAACUGUACCUCAAUCCAUAUGGGACGAAUUGCCUGAUCAUCUAAAGAAAGAAGUUGAAGUUGGAAUAGCUAACCAACAACAACAACAACAAGUAGUACAACGCAUGAAUUAUGAUUUCUAAAACAGGCUUUCGGUGAAAACGAUGAGUCAAAAAAAAUGCAGGAAGAUAAAGAGAAAGUUUAAAUCUCCGUAAUUUUAAUUCUGAAAUAAUCAUGAAAUCAUAUCUAUGCGAAUUAUAAUUUGCUAUAAUGAAUCACUAAAUUGUCAUAUCUUUUGCGCGUUUAAAUAAACUUAAUUUGCAUAAACUUGCAUAUAGAUUCUUUAUGAUAAA
Molecule: messenger RNA, 4144 nt
Organism: Nylanderia fulva
Lineage: Eukaryota; Metazoa; Arthropoda; Insecta; Hymenoptera; Formicidae
Gene: Tsp
Product: Thrombospondin
Biological process (GO): cell adhesion
Cellular component (GO): extracellular region
Molecular function (GO): calcium ion binding
Source: RefSeq, a predicted model, not a curated record